AUGCGGCUUCCAAAUUAUACUCUCAUUGGCCUCUUCUCUAUGCCAGGAGUUCUGGCAAAUCUUCUAGGACCGACCUAUCCUCCUCCCAGAGAUUUGUCCAGCAGCAACAGCCGAGUCGCCGCGAGCUGGAAGAAUCUCACUUCCCAACUCAACGCCUAUCUCGACGGUCACGCCAAUGGAACCAGUGGAGUAUCUGCACUGAAAAACCUCACCUUUUCUGCUGGGUUGUUUUCCACACUUGACCCAAAGGCCGAGCAUCUACAGUACCACCACACCGCUAGUGAAGUUGCAGAAUCCCCUAUCGGGGCGAAGAAGGUCGAUGGAGACAGCAUCUACAAGGUGGCCAGUGUUUCCAAACUCUUCACUGUCCUCGCUGGCCUACUCGAGCUAGAUGAUAAAGACUGGGAACGUCCACUCACAGACAUCUUCCCCUCCCUAGCAGAGCAAGUUCGUGGGAACCGCGACAAGUUCCAGCUUACCCGUGACGUCCAAUGGGACAAGAUCACACUCAAAGCCAUUGCCAGUCAGAUGAGUGGCAUACCACAUGGUGGCACUGCUGAAUUCCUGUACAAAUUUGCGCUUGCAAAAAUAUCAGGCUCUCAUAAUCCCAAGGCAACCGAUCCAAACUUCUACGGCCUACCACCCUUGAACGACAGUGACUUGUCGCUCUGGCCUCCAUGUAUCGGAGACCAAGUCCAAGGUUGUAACCCGGUUCCUUGGGAUGAAGGAUAUGCUGCAAGCGCCCCUGUCUUCCUUCCCUGGGCCAGUCCGGAGUAUGCGAACAACAACUUCGCCCUGCUGGGUCUCGCGAUCUCGAACCUUACCGGAAAAACUAUGGAUGGGUGGUAUGGGGAAUCGAUCUUCGACCCCUUGGGUAUGAAAUCAACCUUCUCAUCGCCCCCUGACAACUCAAGUCUCUCUCAUCAUGUCACUGCCGAAACCCUGCAACCCGAAUUUCAGAUGGAUGGAGGUGCUACGAUCCCAUCAGGUGGCUUGUUCUCCACAACCAACGAUCUCGCCAAGUUCGGCGUUGGCCUUCUCAACUCUACCCUUCUUCCUUCUGAAAAAACGCACGAGUGGAUGAAGCCUGUCACUCGUACCGCUAGUCUGCGGUACUCUGUCGGCAAACCAUGGGAAAUCCAUCGCUUCGUCCACGCGAAAUCCGGCAUCGUCACCGAUAUCUAUACAAAGCUUGGAGAUUCAGGCUCCUACGGCGGGAUCGUCGCCAUCAUUCCCGAGUUUAGUGCCGGUUUCAGUUUCCUUGGAGCCAGUUCUCUAGCAUCUCGCAGUCCGUUAAUGCUUCUUGCCAUUGAUCUGAUUACCGAUUCCAUUCUUCCAGCACUGAUGGAGCAAGCCGCAUGCGAAGCCAAGCAGAAGUUUGCGGGGACAUACAAGGCUGAAAGCCUCAAUUCUUCCAUUACAUUCUCUGUCGUCCCGCCUAUGCAGCCUGAACCUGGAUUGAAGAUCUCCUCGUGGGUUAGCAAUGGUACCGACCUCAUGCCCCAAUUUGAAGCCCUCUUUAGCGGUAAAAAUGUAAGGCUGGUGCCGACCAUUGUGCCUGAGGAUGUAAGUGGCAAAAUUGCAUUCCGAUCCUAUACUUCUCCGGAUGUCAAGCCGAAUGUGGGUAUUGGUGCCUCUUCCAAUCUGUUCUCGUCGCUUUAUGAUGUCAGCAAAUGGCUCACCCUUGAUUCGUUGCUUUGGGGUGCUUUUGCUACGGAUUUGUUCAUCUUUGAUGUUGAGAAAGAUGGGAAGGUCAAGGCUGUGACACCGACUGCCUACAGGGUGAAGAUGGAGAAGAAGUGA
Molecule: messenger RNA, 1803 nt
Organism: Penicillium antarcticum
Lineage: Eukaryota; Fungi; Ascomycota; Eurotiomycetes; Eurotiales; Aspergillaceae
Product: serine hydrolase domain-containing protein
Exons: 1
Coding region: 1-1803 (600 amino acids)
Source: RefSeq, a predicted model, not a curated record